AUGUCUGAGAACCCAAUAGUAUUCUUUGAUAUUUCCAUUGGUGGACAACCGGCCGGAAGAAUGAAAAUGGAGCUAUUCGCUGAUGUCGCGCCAAAGACUGCCGAGAAUUUUAGACAAUUUUGUACAGGAGAAUACAAGCGAAACGGAGUCCCACAGGGAUACAAAGGAGCACAAUUUCACAGAGUCAUUCAUGGCUUCAUGGUACAGGGAGGAGAUUUUGUGAAGGGUGAUGGAACUGGAUCAAUGAGUAUUUUCGGAGAUAGGUUUCCUGAUGAGAACUUUGACUUAAAACACACAGGAUCAGGAUUAUUGUCAAUGGCAAACAGUGGACCAAAUACCAACGGAUGCCAGGUAAUAAACGGUUCACUGUUAUAA
This is a messenger RNA of Paraglomus brasilianum, 375 nucleotides long. NCBI's taxonomy places the organism in Eukaryota, Fungi, Glomeromycota, Glomeromycetes, Paraglomerales, Paraglomeraceae. The record is from the annotation of a GenBank genome assembly.